This is a messenger RNA of Monopterus albus (swamp eel), 2186 nucleotides long. RefSeq names its product spartin a (gene sparta). Gene Ontology annotation, biological process: negative regulation of BMP signaling pathway; cell division. Lineage: Eukaryota; Metazoa; Chordata; Actinopteri; Synbranchiformes; Synbranchidae. The transcript has 8 exons. The record is from RefSeq and is a predicted model, not a curated record. Gene Ontology annotation, cellular component: plasma membrane. Bases 117 to 1754 code for a protein of 545 amino acids.
CAGCUGUAAAAGUUCAGAAGAACUGUAGAAAACAGAAAGUAGGACUCUCUGAAACUGUUUGUGUUCUUUUCUGGGAGUUUGGCUGUCAAGUCUCUGUAUCCCAUCUACUCCUCAGUAUGGCUGAGCCUGCUGAGCUGCUGCUUAUCAAGGACCAGUAUGAGUUGGCAUUUCAUUCCCUGAGUCGGGGGUUGGCUGCUGAAGAGGCCGGAAAAAGAACAGAGGCUCUGGAGUAUUACAGAAAGGGUCGACAGCACCUUACCCAAGGACUGGGAGUUCCCACUAGGGGGCAGAAGCAGCAGGGAGCAGACUGGGACAAGGCCAGGCAGCUCCAGCAGAGGAUGAGGGACACUCUGACUACUGUCAACACCCACCUCUCUGACCUGGAAACCUCUCAGCUGACAGCAGGAGGCCAGAGGGGCCGACUGUUGAUUAAUCUUCCUCCCAGUCUUUACCCAGACCUUGCAUUUAACAGUCAGCCUCCCAGUAGCCCUCUCCACCAUCUGUACCCCACCAUACCCCCCACUACUCAGAACACAUCCCCAAUCCCAAAUACACCUCCUGCCAGGCCAGUUCGUCCAUCUGCUCUGUACAGACGCACGGUCCCUGCUAGAUCAGUAGCCAUGGCUGACCCAGGGGAUCAGCCUCCACCAUACACACGCCAGCCCGCAGAUGGACACCGCAGCUUGGCUUGUGGUCCUGCUGGGCAUGGCCUCAGGUCAGGAAAACAGACUGGAACAGCAGCAGGAAGAGAGGGAAGUGACCUACUUUUCAUCCCCUCUGGGGUACAGAUGUUUUUUGUGGCCCCAAAUGGACAGGUCAGCUCCCUGUCUUAUUCAGGGUACCUUCGCAUCAUCAUGGAUGGCAGUCAGAAACAGGAUUCCACUGCUGGACGACCCUCAGCUAUUCUGCAUGUGUGUGACAGGCUCUACCCACUGACAGCAGAUACUCCAGUGCUGUUGGCUAACACUGGGAUCUUCAUGUUCUCUGACUCCUCGGUCGAGGCACCAGGGCCGUAUAUGGGCAUAGUGCUGUCCUCUGAACUGCCUGCUGCCAAGCGAGAGAUGUUUCAGGACCUUCUCUCACAGUUCGCUGAUCUUAGGAUCCAGGGUCCAGAAGAAGGAGGGGAUGAAAUCAUCAAUCUCAGUACAAAGAUCCCCCUUGGUCCCCCAAAUGAACACGUAGAACUGACAGUGCCAUGUGAGAAGGAAAAGCCACCACUUCCUGGAUGGAGUACGAAGAUGGGACAAGGAAUCUUGUCAGGAGCUACACAGCUGAGUGAAAAGUUUACAAAAGGAGCAGAGGCCACUGGUAGGGCCAUUCAUAGAGGAGGAGCCAAGAUCCGGGACCACAUCACCCCUGAGGAAACUCCUUCAGAGGUCAGCCCCCGUGUCACCAGGGGUCUGCAGACAACUCAGCGGGCCACUGGGGGUGCUGUGCAAUUCAGCAGGUUCUUGGUUAAUGGACUGAGUGCAGUGAUAGGACAAGCAGCAGAGAAGAUGGCACCUCAUGUGAAGAAACAUGGUGCUAAGCUUGUCCCAGAGUCUAUGAAGAAGCGCAAUGAUGGCAGCCCUUCCAACUUAGAAGGAACCAAGUUUGUGGCAAGCAGCAGUGUAAAAGGCAUCUCUGCUGUUUGGUCUAGUCUGGCAAAUGGAGCAAAGCUUGUGGGCAAAAGUGUCGCAGCAGAGACUGUCACAUCAGUGACCUACAAAUUUAGGGGCUUAGAGAAUCUAAUAAACAUGUCCAGCAACAUAUGACUGCUUGGGGAAGUUAAGGCAAAGAAUUGCAAACUAACUACUGACUCUGCUGGGCCCUUUCAUGUAUACUUUCAUUAACUCAGACAAGUCAGAUGGAAACCUUAAAUAAUUCAAAUUUCAAAUCUAAUGCAACAACUAUCACAGAAUUGUCUUCAUCAGUUGUUGAUAAAUUGCAUUUGAAUAACCUCUGGGUUCCUUUUUUGACUCUGUGUCUUUCUGGGUCCAAGAUAACUGCAUCUCUUGUCUGUUUGUGUUGGGUGGUGAUGUUCUGAUACUCUGUGCAAACUAUCUGUAGCCCUUUCUCCUGGUGUGUCGCUAAUAAAAUGCUGCACAGUAUAGUAUGACUGUUUUUCUUGAACUUUGGUGUGUUCAUAUGACUGUCAAGAGAACCAAUAUCACUUAAUUUGCAUCAGCAUUUCGAGCCUGUACACA